Molecule: messenger RNA, 1009 nt
Organism: Cygnus olor (mute swan)
Lineage: Eukaryota; Metazoa; Chordata; Aves; Anseriformes; Anatidae
Gene: PLEKHB1
Product: pleckstrin homology domain containing B1
Exons: 7
Coding region: 162-737 (191 amino acids)
Biological process (GO): regulation of cell differentiation
Cellular component (GO): membrane
Source: RefSeq, a predicted model, not a curated record
CUCGGGGACUCCGCAGCUCCUUAGGCCGCGUUCCCCGGGCAGGACUACAGCUCCCGACGCCCCGUGCGUGCGGGCAGGGACGGGCAGCGGGAGCGGAGCGCAGCCCGCAGCGGGGACCCGCCGUGCUGCUGCCGCUCGGUCCCGAAAACCCUCCCGUGGCCAUGGCGCUGGUGAAGAGCGGCUGGCUUUGGCGGCAGAGCUCCAUCCUGCGCCGCUGGAAGAGGAACUGGUUCGUGCUCUACCUGGACGGCAGCUUGGUCUACUACCACGACGAGACGCAGCGCGACAUGGACGGCCGCAUCCACGUCAAGUUCAGCUGCCGGGACGUGAGGAGCGGCCGCGAGUGCCGAGACGUGCAGCCCCCCGAGGGGAAGAGCUGCGAGUGCCUGCUGACCGUGGUGCUGCGGGACGGCUCCAAGACCACGCUGUGCGCCGAGAGCGAGGACGACGCCGUCGCUUGGAAGAUGGCCGUGCUGGAGGCGAAAUCCACCCCGGUGCACGUCUACGACCCCUACGACGACGACUACUACCAGACGGUGCCCAUCGACUCCCACCAGACCGCCUACAUCAGCUCCGGCCACUACGGCCACCAGUACGGAGCCCCCGGGGUGACCCACGUCAUCGUGCGGGAGGACCCCUACCGCGUCUCCGGGGACCAGAUGGCCUUGGGGCUGCUGGCGGGGGCCGCCACCGGCGCCGCCCUGGGCUCCUUCAUGUGGAUGCCCUGCUGGUUUUAGCACCCCCACACCCCGCAGGAUGCGGCCCCUUCGCUUCCCCAUCCCGCCCGCUCCCGGCUUUUGCAUCCAAGAACCCGCACGCGGCUCCAGGGACCCGAAAUCCUAAGCCAAGACCCGAAGCUGCCCCCGGCACGCCGCCACCACCCCCCCGGCACCGCUCACCACCCCAAAACCUCCAGGUGCCGGGAGCAAAACCUUGGGUUUGGGGACGGUGGGAGGGGUGCUGCACCCACCAGCAAUUUCCAGGAGGUAGGUAAAUUUUCUUGCAAAAU